AUGAGAUCUAAUCAUUAAUACAAUUAUAAUUAUAAAUUAGACUAAAUAUUUUAGAGAGAGAAGUAACUAUUCAUAGUAAAUAGGUCAUACGAUCUCCAUUUGAAGAAGUUGAAUGAAAUCAAAAGCAAAAAAACAUAAUCUUAAUAGAGAGUCUAGCAUUUCGAAAUCCUCGAAAAAAGAAAUAAUUUGCGAUAGCAAAGGAGACGUUUCGAUUUAAAUGGUACACAUGAAUCCAUUAUUUCAAUAGAAUAAUCUGAGCGUAUAAAUAAGGGCAAUAGCCAAUUGUAUUAAAAAAUAACAGAAAUUUGCAAUAGACCCAUGUAAUAAGAUUACUAUAAAUAUGAAGAUGAAAAUCUACAUCACCCUCAUAAUCUAAACUUAACUUUUCGUAAGAAUCAAGCUUAAUAAAUACAAAAUGAAAAUAUUAAAAUAGCUGAUCGUCUAAUGAAAUAAGAACCAGUCUUGAAAAUAGAAGAAUUUUCACAUUCUUAUAAAGAAAAUAAGAGGUUGAUGAUGAGAUUACAACGAUAUCAGCAGUGCUAAAAUUAUAUGAAUAUUAUCAGGUAACAAUAAUCAUAUUAUAAAUUUUAGAAAUAAUAUGACAUAUUCUUAUAGAGAUUCUACAAAUAAUAGUUCAAUAUCUUCAAAAAAAAAAGAAAAACAAUAGUUAUAAUUUUAGUUGUAGCCUAUUAUUAAGUAAUUAUUAAUAUUAAAUUAACCAUAGUUACAAAGUAAAAUCUGUUGAAGCUUGUGAUUUAGAUAAAUUAAAGGAAAGUAAAGUCAAAGUUGAAUAAUAACAAGAAAUUGAGUAAUUAAAAGACUAAUAAAUUAAACAAUAAUUAUCAGAAAUCCAAUAAGUAAACGAGGAAUCUUAGAUUGAAACUAUUAGAUAAGAUGAAUCUGUUGAAUAAUAGAUAUAAUCAUAAAUUGAAAGAUAAGUUAAGUAAUAUUAAGAAGAACAAAGUGAUGAUAUUGAAUAAUAAUAAAAAUGA
Messenger RNA from Paramecium octaurelia, 992 nucleotides. NCBI's taxonomy places the organism in Eukaryota, Ciliophora, Oligohymenophorea, Peniculida, Parameciidae. The record is from the annotation of a GenBank genome assembly.